UUAGGCUUUAUAACGGAUGUGAACAACAUCCGUCAUUGUGGAUCCACAGGCCGGACCGUGCAGGAGAGGACAGAUCUAGGACCAGCGGGGAUCGGCAGCACCUCGGACCGUCUCAGAGCUGUUUCCUGCGGAGAACAGUUUCAUCUCUGCAGCACUGACGUCUCAGACGCUUCGUUGACACCAUGCACGGAUCAACAGGACUUGCUGCUCUUGUGUGUCUGGUGGUUGGGGCUGCAGCCGCUGUCCAGCCCCUGCACACAGUGUUUUUGGAAAAGCAGCAGGCAACCUCCCUGAUCUCCCGUCAGAAGAGGAACACUCAAGCCUCCACCUUGGAGCAGGCCUGCAUGGAGAAGGUGUGCAGCUAUGAGGAGGCCAGGAGGUUCUUCCAGGACUCGUACCGUACGGACAUCUUCUGGUCGGUCUAUAUCGAUGGAGACCAGUGUGCAGACAACCCCUGCAAGAAUGGAGCCAUGUGUUCAGACAGCGUAGGAGGCUACGACUGCGUCUGCAAGUCAGGUUUCACUGGAGUCCACUGCGAAGACGACCGGACUCUUUGCACCCUGGAAAAGGACAAGGGUUGCUCACAGUUCUGUAAACCGGGAUACACAGCGUAUGAGUGUUCCUGCGCCCGCGGUUGGAAGCUCAGCAGUACAGACAAGCAAAAGUGUGAACCUGCAGUUCCAUCCCCCUGUGGCAAGUUGAGCAGUUUGAGUCAAUGGGACACCAGGCAGUCCAGCAACGCUAACAGCAACUUUGAAGGGAUCAGCUGUACUUCCUCAGAGUGUCCCUGGCAGGCUCUGCUGAAGAGCGUAGAGUCUGCAGGUUACUGCAGCGGAGUCAUCCUGAAGGAGAACCUGGUCUUGACUUCAGCUCAGUGUGCCAACAAAUACGGCACCUUCCAGGUGGUGGUUGGCAGGCGCAACACCAACGACGAUGAAGGACAGACGCUGUAUUCAUCAGUGGUUCAUGUCCAUCCUCGUUAUGUAGCAGGCCGUCCUGAGAAUGACCUGGCUGUGAUCGAGCUCAGGGAUCGCAUCGUCUUUAAGAGAAACGUCGUUGCCGCCUGUCUGCCAGAACGAGACUUUGCAGAGAGCCUCCUGAUGUCCGGAAAUCCGCCAGCGCUAAUCACCGGCUGGAAACAAGUCCAGCAGGGGUCUGCUUUCCCGGGGCCGCUCACCCUCAACCAGCUGGAGUACAGGAAUCUGACUCAGUGUAUGGAAACGCAUCCCAACCUGAUCAACAAUAAAAUGGGCUGCACCGCCCCGCGGGCCAAAGCCGACUGCACCAUGAGCUCCGGCAGCCCCCUGCUCACCAUGCACAGGCAGGUGGUCUUCCUCACCGGGGUGCUGACCCAGCCAGAGGGGGCGGACUGCAGCAAAGGUUACAUCUUCCAGAAGGUUUCCCGCCACCUGGGCUGGCUGCGGCCGCUCAUGGGUACGCGUUAGACGGGGAAGUCAGUGAACAUGUGGAAGUUAGUGAUUAUGGAGGAAAAAAGCACUGAAGUAGGGAAACAUUUAGUCCCUUUUAGCUCAAACGUGUCUAGCUUUUUCUGUGUGUCUUUCAAGAAUAUCUAUAACAGCAAAUACACUCUGGACCUCUCCGUGGAGGUCCUCAUUUAUCCACAAGGUGUCGCUCUGCUAACAUCAACAUCAGAGACAUUUACUGCACGUGUUUAACAAAGGCAGUAGACCUGCGAAUUAUUCAGCAUGUGUUUAUGUGACCGUAUCAUAAAUUAUGUUAUUCUAGCAACAGCUGUACAUGCACCUUGUAACACUCCCUGGAAAUACUGUUCAUUGAAUGUAAUAAACCAUAAUACCACAA
This is a messenger RNA of Cololabis saira (Pacific saury), 1821 nucleotides long. RefSeq names its product protein Z, vitamin K-dependent plasma glycoprotein a (gene proza). Gene Ontology annotation, molecular function: serine-type endopeptidase activity; calcium ion binding. Gene Ontology annotation, biological process: blood coagulation; proteolysis. The coding region runs from base 183 to 1445 and encodes 420 amino acids. Lineage: Eukaryota; Metazoa; Chordata; Actinopteri; Beloniformes; Belonidae. The record is from RefSeq and is a predicted model, not a curated record. Gene Ontology annotation, cellular component: extracellular region. The transcript has 9 exons.